This is a messenger RNA of Tricharina praecox, 881 nucleotides long. RefSeq names its product ribose 5-phosphate isomerase A-domain-containing protein. Gene Ontology annotation, biological process: D-ribose metabolic process; pentose-phosphate shunt, non-oxidative branch. Gene Ontology annotation, molecular function: ribose-5-phosphate isomerase activity. Lineage: Eukaryota; Fungi; Ascomycota; Pezizomycetes; Pezizales; Pyronemataceae. Bases 30 to 785 code for a protein of 251 amino acids. Gene Ontology annotation, cellular component: intracellular membrane-bounded organelle. The record is from RefSeq and is a predicted model, not a curated record. The transcript is spliced from 2 exons.
ACCCCACCACGGCCACCACACCACCCACCAUGCUCCCUCUCCUCCGCCGGCGCCAUUCCACGCUCACCACGUCGCUCGACCGGGCCAAGCGGCUCGCAGCGACCCGCGCCGUCCGCGAAAACUUCUCGCCCGCGCACAACUACAUCGGGAUCGGCAGCGGCAGCACGGUAGUGCACGUAGUGUCGUCGCUGCUGCAGGUAGCGACGGCCAACACGACGUUCGUGCCGACGGGUUACCAGUCGCGGAGCCUGCUGCUGUCCGCGGGGCUGCGCGUCGCGCUGAUUGACGAGGUGCCGCCGGGGGCCAUCGAUAUCGCGUUCGAUGGCGCGGACGAGGUCGACCCGGCUGGAAACUGUGUCAAGGGCGGAGGCGCAUGCCUGCUCAUGGAGAAACUGGUCGCUGUCAAUGCUGGGAGGUUUGUGGUUGUUGCUGACUGGACGAAGAUCUCAACAAAGCUCGGGGAGAGAUAUGCUCCUGGCGUGCCGGUUGAGGUGCUCCCUGCCGCGGCAUCGUACGUGAUGUCGCGGUUAAGAGAGCUCGGCGCAACGCCGGUGCUCAGAAGCGGCGCUAAGGCGAAGGCUGGUCCAUGUGUGACCGACAACGGGAAUUUCAUCCUUGAUGCCGCGUUUCCUGGGGGCAUUGAGGUGGCUGAUGCCGCAGCACGAAUACGCGGGAUUGUGGGCGUGGUUGAGCAUGGUAUUUUCUCGGAUGCAGAUAGAAAGGCGGACGUGGUGUAUUAUGGGAUGAAGGAUGGAGAGGUACUCGUUCAAGGAAUAAUACAGUAGGUGGCUGAAGAGGGAGACAUUCAAACAGUAGUAAAUGCCUAAACUUGAAGGACGCUCUAUUCUGCUGGCGUAUAGAACCACAAAUAUAUAUAGAUA